Messenger RNA from Aricia agestis (brown argus), 1812 nucleotides. Its product is annotated as glucose dehydrogenase [FAD, quinone]-like. Gene Ontology annotation, molecular function: flavin adenine dinucleotide binding; oxidoreductase activity, acting on CH-OH group of donors. The record is from RefSeq and is a predicted model, not a curated record. The transcript is spliced from 4 exons. Lineage: Eukaryota; Metazoa; Arthropoda; Insecta; Lepidoptera; Lycaenidae. The coding region runs from base 1 to 1812 and encodes 603 amino acids.
AUGAGUAGAUUCAGCAGCAUCACGUUCUCUAUUCUUCUCUUCUGCUCUCUCGCGCGUGGCGAUCUCUUCUCGCGCGCCACGCGGGGCAGACACGAUGGCCGCGACAUCAGAAGCAGCGUCUACGACUUCAUCAUCGUGGGUGGUGGAACCGCUGGCUGUGUGCUGGCGAACAGACUGUCCGCUGUUCCGGAUUGGAAGAUUUUACUCCUGGAAGCUGGCGAAGAUGAGACCAUAGACUACGAUAUCCCGGCUGUCCCCACCAAGGACCACCGGCCGAUAGUCUGGAACUACAGGACUGAGAGGAACGGCUUCUCCUGUCUCUCUAGACCUGGAGGCAGCUGCGAGGUCAAGACCGGCAAGGUGCUCGGUGGCUCCAGCGUCACCAACGACAUGAAGUACACCAGAGGUUCCAAGAAGGACUAUGACGCGUGGCAUGACACCGGAGACAUAAAAUCAUUGGAUUGGAAGUUCGAGAAUUUGAUUGACUAUUUCAAAACUUCCGAAGAUAAUGGUGACUACGACGUUCUAAUGAACUCCUACUAUCAUUCCCGUGGAGGUGAGCUUCGUGUCCAGAGAUUCAAAUAUGUCGACAAAUACAUUGAGAUGUUCCUGAACGCUUUCGGAGAGAUGGGAUUUAAAAAUAUCGACAUUAACACGAAUGUACAAGAAGCUGCAGUAAAUAACCAAUUCACAAUUUAUAACAACACAAGACAGAGUACAAAUAGUGCCUUCUUGAAAACAGCUAGACAUAGGAAAAAUUUAACCGUAAAAACUGGUGCCACAGUCACAAAAAUUGUUAUAGACCCUCAAGAAAAGACGGUAGAAGGAGUUAUGUAUGAAAUUGAGAAAGGCAAAGAAAUACCAGCCUAUGUGAAAAGGGAAAUAAUUUUGACCGCUGGUGCUAUCAACAAUGUGCGUUUGUUGCAUUUAUCGGGCGUCGGGCCUGCUGAGGAUUUAAAGAAACAUAAUAUCACUACACUGGUAAAUCUUCCCGUUGGAUCAAGCUAUCAAGACCAGGUUACCAUUGGAGGUCUGGCGUUUUCGUUAAAUGAUGUGGCACCAGUUCAAGAGAAUACAAUAAUUGAAGAUUUCAAAUCUUGGUUUCAAUCGCGAACUGGACCUUUAGCUUCGAGGGGUAUAAAUCAAGUUUCAGCGUUUAUCCAGCUUUUUGAAAAUAAAAACGGCCCAGAUGUAGAAUUGACGUUAGAAGGAAAUUACAUAAGAAGUGAUAAGUUCAUGUUACACAAUAUUUCUGUCCAUAGUUCAGAAGAUAUCAGCAUGCCGCUUCCAUACUAUAAUUUGGUGUCGAUUAAACCAGUGCUAUUAAAACCUAAAAGCAAAGGUAGAGUUUUGUUAAAUAAGAAAAACCCUAAAUACGGAAGGCCACUUAUUCAAGCUAAUCUUCUGAAGGAACCUGAAGAUUUAACUGCUAUUGUCGAUAGUGUGGAUAUAGCAUUGCAACUCCUAAACACAAAAGAGUUAAAAAAGACUGACAUUAAGUUAGCUCCCCUAGAUCUGUUCCCCUGUGAUAGAGUACAGAAUAGAGACCAGUGGAACUGUAUAGCUAGACAUUACACUAAGGCUAUGAGUAAUCCUAUCGGAACCUGUCGAAUGGGUUCGAAUUCUACUAAUUCGGUUGUUAAUUAUGAUCUAAAACUUCAUGGCAUUGAAGGCAUCAGAAUAGCCGAUUCUUCUGUAAUGCCGACGCACGUAAGAGGCGGUAUAAUGGCACCGACGAUAAUGAUUGCGGAGAAAGCAGCGAAACUAUUAAUGAAAGACUGGAAAGAUAACAAGGGACAAUAUUAUAUAUAA